Pistacia vera is the source of this 3179-nucleotide messenger RNA. Its product is annotated as B3 domain-containing transcription repressor VAL1. Lineage: Eukaryota; Viridiplantae; Streptophyta; Magnoliopsida; Sapindales; Anacardiaceae. The transcript is spliced from 13 exons. The coding region runs from base 331 to 2997 and encodes 888 amino acids. The record is from RefSeq and is a predicted model, not a curated record. Gene Ontology annotation, molecular function: DNA binding; zinc ion binding.
UUCAAGUGUCGUGCAUGCAUUUUAUGCAUCUGUUCCUUUGCAUGCAUUCUCUCUCUUUCUUUCUUUAUAAAUCUCUCUUUCUUCAACAUUUAACUUAUAUUUAUUUUUAUAUCUAUAGUUAUAUAAACUCUCAGCUCAACCCAAUACAAAUACAACUCAACUCGACUCGACACGCUUUCUUGGUCGAAACCCAUACAACAACCACCAUCCCCCCCGCCGUUACUCUUUUCUCUUUCAACUCCCGAGUUGACUCACUUCUUCACCAACUUAUCAUAAUGGGUUUCCGUUACAUUUUCAAGAUCUGGGUUUUUUGAUUUCAACCAGUUAAUAAUGGGGUCGAGAAUUUGCAUGAAUGCAUCAUGUGGAACGGCCACGACCCAUGAAUGGAAAAGAGGUUGGCCUUUGCGAUCUGGUGGAUAUGCUGAUCUAUGCUAUAAUUGCGGAUCUGCGUAUGAGAAUUUUGUGUUUUGUAAUACAUUCCACUUAGAGGAACCUGGUUGGAGGGAAUGCUACUUAUGCCGCAAGCGUCUGCACUGUGGGUGUAUAGCCUCAAAAUCUUUGCUUGAGCUCUUGGAUUACGGGGGAGUUGGGUGUACCAGCUGUUCAAUUAGCUCACGACUUCAUGCAAUGCAGAGGGAUGAGAUUCGUAAUGAAUUUGUUGCAUUAACAAUAAAUGAUGCUGAUAAUCUACGGUCCAAAUCUGUUGAAAAGACAGUGGUUGGUAAUGGUGCUGAUGAGGGAAAGCUGACACAGUUGUGCAGAAUUAUGGAGGCUAAUGAACCCAAUUUCCUGCCAUCUCAGAUAGGUGAUACAAGUGUGUCUAUUGGGCAAGACAAACGGGAAGAGGUCAGGACACCGUUUGGUGAAGUUGGCACAGGCUUUUCGAGUGCAACUCAACCAUCUGUUGGAUCAUCUAAACUUGCCAAUCCAGACAGUAGAUCUAUGUUAGACAUUAGAGAUAUGCAUGAAUCACAUGCUCAUCCAUCUCUGAGUAUGAGUUUGGGAGUGCCAUCUGGGAGUACAAAUUUUGUGCUACCUUUUUCUAAUGGAACUGCUGAUGGAAGGGAACAAAGCAAAGUACCUUCUCACUUUCAACAAGGCCAACGAUCUCGUCCUAUAUUACCAAAACCCCCUAAAACUGGCCUUAGCAUAAGUCCGGAGACAAGUAAAGGUGCAGUCUCUCAACUGCGGAUUGCAAGGCCACCUGUUGAGGGCCGGGGCAAAAACCAUUUACUUCCUCGGUACUGGCCACGGAUUACUGAUCAAGAGCUGCAGCAACUAUCUGGGGAUUUGAAUUCCACCAUUGUGCCACUGUUUGAAAAGGUUCUAAGUGCUAGUGAUGCUGGUCGAAUUGGUCGUUUGGUUCUCCCUAAGGCAUGUGCUGAAGCAUAUUUUCCUCAUAUAUCUCAAUCAGAAGGGCUUCCUUUAAGGAUUCAAGAUGUUAAAGGGAAAGAGUGGGUUUUUCAGUUCAGAUUUUGGCCCAACAACAAUAGCAGGAUGUAUGUUUUAGAGGGUGUAACCCCUUGCAUACAGUCUAUGCAAUUACGAGCGGGCGAUACUAUAACAUUUAGUCGGAUAGAUCCUGGUGGCAAGCUUAUAAUGGGGUUUCGGAAGGCAACAAACUCUGAAGAAAUGCAGGAUGCUCAAACAUCCGCCCUUCCAAAUGGUGCUCCUUCUGGGGAAAGUUCUGUUUCUGGUGUUACUGAGAAUCUCCCUACAGUAAGUGGUUAUUCUGGUCUUUUCCAAACACUGAAAGGAAGCAAGGAACCUCACAUGAAUGCGCUGCCAGAACAGUUGAGUUUGGUUGAUGGGGAUAUUGGUUGGCAUAAAAGUGACAAUCAUGAAAGCAUUACAAAAGAGGAGUCACCACAGCAAUCCGUUCCAAACUCAGAGAAGAAGAGAACUAGGAAUAUUGGGUCCAAAAGUAAGAGAUUGUUAAUGCACAGUGAAGAAGCACUGGAGCUAAGACUUACAUGGGAAGAAGCACAGGACUUGCUUCGGCCACCCCCAAGUGUCAAACCAAGCAUUGUCACUAUUGAGGACCAUGAAUUUGAAGAAUAUGAUGAGCCUCCAGUUUUCGGAAAGAGGACUAUAUUCACUGCCCGGCCAUCUGGGGGACAGGAGCAAUGGGCUCAGUGUGAUGAUUGCUCCAAAUGGCGAAAAUUGCCAAUGGAUGUUCUUCUCCCUCCAAAGUGGACAUGUUCAGACAAUGUUUGGGAUUCAAUCAGGUGUUCAUGUUCUGCACCAGAGGAGAUGAGUCAGAAAGAAUUGGAGAAUCUUCUUAGAGUUGGUAGAGACUCCAAGAAGCGUAAGAUUGUAGAGAGCAACCCAGCCCAAGAACGUGAGCCUUCUGGCUUAGACGCUCUGGCAAGUGCUGCUGUUUUAGGAGACAAUGCAGGAGACUUAGGUGAGCCUUCAGUCGGAGUCACUACUAAGCAUCCCCGACACAGGCCUGGCUGCACUUGCAUCGUGUGCAUUCAGCCUCCAAGUGGCAAAGGAAAGCACAAACCCACUUGCACAUGCAAUGUUUGCAUGACUGUGAAGCGCCGGUUCAAAACCCUCAUGCUGCGCAAAAAGAGACGUCAAUCAGAACGUGAAGCAGCAGAACUUGCUCAGAAGGACCAUAACGAUGACAAGGGUGAGUCAGAAACGAACAACAGUACAACAAGAAAUGAAUCGAUGCAAAUGAGUCAUUCAGAGAAUGAGAUGAACCAGAAAAGAAGUCAAGGAGAGGUGGGUGAGAGCAGCAGUGGACAAAUAGAUUUGAAUUGCGAUCCUAAUCGUGAGGAUAUGCAAAUUGGAGAGACAGGAGUUAGCCUUUUGACGCUUGUACAAAGCAGCAGGCCAUUAGAGAAUUAUAUGCAGCAGCAGCAGUCAAAUGGACUGAGUUCAUGUUUACUCCAACAAGUUAAUGGGGAGAAUGAGAGACUUAUGUCUGAUGAAGGAUUCCUAGCAUCUGUGGGGUGGGGUCGUGACCAGGAGCCCAAUUUAGACUGAAACGGUUUUUUUUUUUUUUUUUCAACCUUGAUAAUGAUAGAUCACUCACUACCCGUUGGCUCUUUUCUUUCUUUUCUUUGAACCAAGGCCGGAAAGCAGGCUGUGUAUAAUUUUUUUUUUUUUUUUGGCUCUCUAGUGAGGCGAUGUCAUACUUUAAUAAUUUAAUUUGUUUGUUUUUAUCA